AGAAAAAAAGAGAAAUAACAAAAACGAACAAACAGAAGGUGGAAAGAAGUCAAAAGAAAAUAACUUCGAAAACAAUGGCGACCAACAUGUUCCCGAAGACGAUAAUAUUUAUAUUAUUUUUGACGAUUUGUCAGGGAACAAAUGCGGCAAUCAAAGACAAGAUACAGUCAGAUGAAAAUAACGCGGACACCGAUACAAAUUCGGAAAUUCGUGAAAAGACUGUGCCAGAUUUGGAAUUGAUGCAAAAUCGAAAUCAACAUCAUCGUAUGAUGAACACAAUCCAAUCGAUAAGGAGGCAUUCAAAAACGAAGCGACGUAUGAAAAAAAGAUACAAAUGUUAUGUGUGUGAAUCGUCAGAUUGCCACAAUUUACCCGAAGAAGCGUCACACAUCUGUACAAAUGCGUUGCAGUGUUGGAAAUCGCGUGUGCGUGAUGCAUUUGGGGUUGAAACGGUUUCACGUGGAUGUACAACACAACAUGAUCAUUUGCCAUUUUACUGUAACAACUAUGCGCAUUCAUCAUCGCCAAAAAAACGAGACACAUCCGGCCAAUAUAAUAUUGAAUGUUGUGUUGGUGAUUAUUGUAAUAAUGGCACAUUUCCAGAAUUACCACCAUUGCCAAAUGACGAUCACGAUGCGACCCACAUCAAUUCGACACGAAAUUACAUUGUUUUAACACUUGGAAUGUUUGGUGCGCUCAUUGCAAUUGUUAUGAUUGUCUGUGUAGUUUUGUACAUAAGACGUCGAACCGACCACAAACGAAUGGUGCCGUCCCGAACCAAACACGAUCAAGAUACAUACUAUGCCGGCGAUGAAUUGCUUCGAGUCACAAGUGCCGGUGAUAGUACGCUGAGGGAAUACAUGCAACAUUCGAUGACAUCAGGAUCGGGCGGAGGUUUACCAUUAUUAAUUCAACGAACACUAUCAAAACAAGUGACACUUAUGAAUUGUAUUGGUAAAGGGCGAUAUGGUGGUGUUUGGCGUGGUAUUUGGCACGGUGAACAAGUUGCCGUUAAGAUUUUCUCCAGCCGUGACGAAGAAUCGUGGAAACGAGAAACCGAAAUUUAUUCAACAAUUUUAUUGCGACACGAAAAUAUUCUCGGCUAUAUUGGUUCGGAUAUGACAUCACAUAAUUCGAGUACACAAUUAUGGGUGUUAACACAUUACUAUCCACUUGGUUCAUUAUACGAUCAUUUACAUCGUUCAGCAUUAUCACAUCAUGACAUGGCCAUCAUUUGUCUGUCCAUUGCCAAUGGGCUGGUACAUUUGCAUAACGAAAUUUUCGGUACAAAAGGAAAACCGGCAAUAGCUCAUCGUGAUCUCAAAUCGAAAAACAUUCUUGUACGUGAAAAUGGAACGUGUGUGAUUGCCGAUUUUGGUUUGGCCGUUAUGCAUAAGCCAAAUGCACCAUUGGACAUUGGAUCAAAUCCGCGUGUCGGCACCAAACGCUAUAUGAGUCCCGAGAUUCUUGAUCAACGCAUAAAUUUGAAUUGUUUUGAAUCGCUACGACGUGCCGAUGUAUACUCAUUUGCACUGAUUAUGUGGGAAGUGUGCAGACGAACCAUUUCCGGUGGCUUUGCCGAAGAAUAUAAGGUGCCAUAUUAUGACGUUGUGCCAUCUGAUCCUGGAUUUGAGGAUAUGCGAAAAGUCGUCGUGAUAGACAGCUAUCGACCGUCAAUACCCAAUCGAUGGAGUUCAGAUAACUUAAUGGAUGGCAUGUCAAAGUUAAUGCGUGAAUGCUGGCAUCCGAAUGCGAAUGUGCGUUUGCCAGCACUUCGUAUCAAAAAGACACUACAAAAAUUGGCCGAGGCAUCAAGCGAUGUUAAAGUUGGUUAUGACGGCGAGAUAUAUGUGUGAAAAAAUAUUGUAUCGAACGCGAUACGAUCGAUUCGCAAACAUCGAUUGAAAAUUUGGCCUUCUUUUUGGAAAAUGCCUUAAAUCAAGAGAGAAUGGAUCGAUACAGAGAUGAUUCGUUUCCCAAAAUAUUGAUAUUAUUUUUAAUUGGCCGAAUAACAAAAACUUAUUUUUAUUAUAUAACAAUCGAGUGAAAUUGUCAAGUCUCACUUGGUUCCUAUAUAGUGAUUGAGCAAGCGAAUAAUAUAGAAUGUGUUGAAAUGCUUGUGUUUUACAAGCCAGUGUAAUGUAUAGUAAAAAAAACAAAUUAUAUAUAUACAAAAAUUAAAAUAGAGUAUAACGUCAUCAAAACUGUCUGAUGACAAACCGACUGAAAAGCAACGAAUCAAUAAGAAACAAAUAAAAUCAAAUCACUCAUACCGACCGUCGAUCAGAAGCAAAUUCAAACCGAAAAACAUGUUGCUAGGCUCAACAAGUUUCCUAUAUUGUCAUUGAUUGAGCACAUUGUCCAUCGUAUUCUUUUUUUAGUUAUUUUUAUUAAUUAGAAAUAGUUGCCAUUCGUUUUACAAAUUGAAAAGAGAUGCAUAAUGAAUAAAUUCAUUAAUUAGAAUUUAAUGAAUAACUAAUAAUGUUAGAUUUAUGUAUUGUUUCACAUCGCAAAUAAUCAAAUAUCUACUCUAAUUUAAAUUAAGCCAGAUAGAUUUGAAAGUAUGAGAAUUGUUUCGUUUCUAGAAAUUCAUUUUCAUUUUAUUUGUCAUUUAAUACACAUCUUGCAUCAUUUGUUCACAUUUUA
Contarinia nasturtii (swede midge) is the source of this 2646-nucleotide messenger RNA. It is a transcript of the gene sax, whose product is annotated as activin receptor type-1. Gene Ontology annotation, molecular function: transforming growth factor beta receptor activity, type I; SMAD binding; metal ion binding. The record is from RefSeq and is a predicted model, not a curated record. NCBI's taxonomy places the organism in Eukaryota, Metazoa, Arthropoda, Insecta, Diptera, Cecidomyiidae. Gene Ontology annotation, biological process: BMP signaling pathway; protein phosphorylation; dorsal/ventral pattern formation. Gene Ontology annotation, cellular component: BMP receptor complex; plasma membrane.